This is a messenger RNA of Vitrella brassicaformis, 2010 nucleotides long. Lineage: Eukaryota; Vitrellaceae. The record is from the annotation of a GenBank genome assembly.
CGACAUGUUUAUAUAUACAGACACAUGAAUGUCCAUGUGUGUGUGUGUGUGAUUGUCCAAUUAGUCAAUGCAUUCGUCACAACCAAUCACACGACAAGGCCCAAAUCGCUGCGCCCUUGUCCAUCGAGGAAUGCACGGCACUCAGCAGAGCGGAACGCAUCAUAGAGCAGCCGCUCAUACCGCCCGUUUGCCUCUUCGGGCAAGGGCGCGCCUGUGCCAUCGACAAAGAAGGUGCUGCGAAGCUCUGCACAUCAAUCAUAGGCACAGCCAUACACACACGCAAGACAGACACGGGCAGUACAGUGUCUGGAGUGAUCUGAUUUCAUCUGAUCUGGUUUGAUCUGAUUGUGAAUUACUUACUUGGUUUGUCGUAGCACAGCUGUGCAAUCAGACCAUCGAAGUGUGACAGCUCUUUGGACGACGCACUCAGGGCCACUUCAGCGACUGAACACGCCGCGCCCAUACAGACAGAGAACGGACGAGUGGCUGGUGCGGUGUGCGACACGGCGUGUUAAAACUGACCUUGGAAUCCCUUUCGCAGAGCCUCCUCCGUGAUGACCUGUCCGCACACGGAGCCAAACACGAGUGCGCUAGUGUGACAUACACUUGGCUGGCUGGGCGAUAUGUCCAUUACCUCUCUCUCACCUCACCUCUUGUGUGGCGUGGAGCAGUGCCUGCGGCGAUGAGAAUGUGUCUGGGAAGGCCGUGCUGAUGCCUGAAUGGAGCAGGGACAUGACAAUGCCUGAAUGAAAUGAACCAGGAUGGGAUGAGUGAGUGUUAUCCGACCGACCAGUGAGGAAGUCCGAGUGCGUCCGGUUAGCACGGUACCUUCCUUGCCACACACACACACACAGACACACACACAGACACACACAGACACACACACAGAUAGACAAAGAGGAGCAGACAGACCGAUAUCGUGUCAUCACGGUGUCGUGGCUCACGCAUUCACUUACUGCGGCUGGCGCUGCGGCAGUGUCAGAUAGCGGCCCAUGCGGCCAUCUGACGUCACACACGCACACAACACACCGAAUCCGCGAUCAAGCAGGUGAGCGACGCUGUGGUGUGCCGUGGUGCGCACCGUCCACUUUCCAGAGGAAGGACGUGUGGUGCACAAACCGAUCCUUCGUGAAGCUCUGACAAUACAGAAAGAUAUCCGCAAGAGAUGGGGGGGAUGGGGGGGCACCAACUGACACACACAUAGUAGUUCUUCACCUGUGCGUUGCCGGCCACCUUGCGCAUCGACCCGUCGGCCAUGCGCACCACAUAGUCGUUCUCGGCCACGCCAAAGCCAGACGGCGCGCCAAAGACACCCUCAUACAGCCGCCUGGCCACAGACACGCAAGGCAAGCACAGCGCAGGUAAGCUCGUAUCGGUGUGUCCGUCCGUGUCUGUGUUCUGACCCGGUCCAUCGCAUGACGGGUCGUGGGAAGGGCUCCACGCCAGUGAAGGACUUGGGCAGGAUCAUGCUGCACAGCAGCACGUUCUCGUCAACCAACACAGUGCCGCCGCCCUGUAGACACACACACACAGACACACAACGCAUGACACACCCACACACGCGGCGUUCUGAGGGGGUGUCACUCUCUGUCCUUGACCCACGCUAUAUCGCCGGACCAGAGGGAUGCCUGCAUCAACAAAAUGCACAGAUGCGCGCAAGUGAACCACUGCCUUUGGUCUUCGCCUCGCAUACCAUACCAUCCUCCGUCGCAUUGUCGACAUGUACGAGCUGCUGCGGCUUGCCCGAUAUUCCCAGCACCACAGUCGGCUUGGCGGCCCAUCCCGCCCCCCAGUUGAGCAGCACCCACGCCGCUUGUGGUGGUGUGGUGCGGUACAGGGCCUCCUCCAGCAACAGCUGCUGGAAAAUGGGCAGCGAAGGAAGCCGCAAGAACGUCAGCACAGACGCAGACGACGUCAUUCAUCAGAUUGGCAGAUCACCAUGUUCUUUGCGUAGAUGAGGGCUUUGCUGAGGGUGCAGAGCCUCGGAUCUGCGCGAAGUCCCUCCGCCAU